AACAAUAACUCCAAAACUUAAAGUCAAAAUUCCGUAAUACAAACAUUUUGGCACGCGUCUCUAAAAUUCUUCGUUAUCCGACCUCAGUAUUAGUAAGAUGAGUUUCAAACAUGUUAUGAAUAGACACAGCGAAAUGGAGCCUCCAGUGACAUUUCCCAUUCAAAUUGGAGAAACUACUAUUUUGAUAACAACACAAGAUCAAAAAAUAGUGGAAAAUGUCCGAAAUUAUUCUUACACUGUUCUGCCUGAUGAAUUUCUUCCAGUAAACACAGCUGUUAAUCAACAAAUCCAAAAUCCUAUUCUGAAUCCUACCACAAACAGCACUAUCAACCCAGAUUUUGAUGGCAGUGGCGAUUUUUUUAAAUAUUUAGGACAAACGCACCCCUCAAGUGACUUAUUCAGCAGUUAUCAAAUUCCAAACUUCAUGUGUGCUGAUAACUUAAGUACCAUCCCUUAUGGACUUAAUUUAGACUUAGGACCUAAUAAUAAAGAAUCUCAACCUGUAACAGUAGGUUCAGAUUUCAGUUGCAAAAAGAUGCAAUCAAUUGACGUGGCUACAGAUUACGAUGUGAAACAUUAUAGUGAAAGACCGCCACCGAUUACCAUAAGCACUAAUAUCAAUAAAGCACCUGUCAGCAAGAAGUUCCCACCUUUGCCAAGACACACCUAUUCUAAUGUGGAAGAUAUAGAUUACGGCAAUGAUUUUUAUAGUGAGUCGAUGGCAUCUAUUGCCGUGAAUACCGAUCAAUUAGAAAAAUGCUGCAAGUCAACGGAUACUCAAAUGCCACCGAUUACCAUGAACACCAAUUUCAAUAAGGCAUCUAUCAGCAACAAGUGCCAAUCUAUUCCAAGUUACUCUUAUUCUGAUGUGGAAGAUAUUAAUUAUGACAAAAAUUUUUAUAGUAAUUCGACGUCAUCUAUUACCGUGAGUACCAAUAAAUUAGAAGAGGUAAAAGAAUUAAUUUACUGCAAGUCAACACACACUGAGGAGGAAAAAAGUUUACCACAUUGGCUUAAAAAAAACAUCUAGAAAUGACGAAAUAAGGCAACAAUAGUAAAGAAACGAAAAUGUUAUCGGUGUUAAUUUAAAUAAAUCAUUUAUUCACAAA
Messenger RNA from Teleopsis dalmanni, 1109 nucleotides. RefSeq lists its product as uncharacterized. Bases 98 to 1030 code for a protein of 310 amino acids. Lineage: Eukaryota; Metazoa; Arthropoda; Insecta; Diptera; Diopsidae. The record is from RefSeq and is a predicted model, not a curated record. The transcript has 5 exons.